Messenger RNA from Exophiala aquamarina CBS 119918, 849 nucleotides. RefSeq lists its product as uncharacterized. The record is from RefSeq and is a predicted model, not a curated record. The coding region runs from base 1 to 849 and encodes 282 amino acids. NCBI's taxonomy places the organism in Eukaryota, Fungi, Ascomycota, Eurotiomycetes, Chaetothyriales, Herpotrichiellaceae. The transcript has a single exon.
AUGACAUGCCCGGCAGAGAAAUAUCGUUUCCUUGAGCUCGAUCUAUCAUCGCUGGCGGCAGUCAGAACAGCUGCUGAAGAGGUCAAGGCAUACUCCGACGUACCGAACAUAGACAUUGUCAUUUGCAAUGCUGGGGUUAUGUGGCUUCCACAACGAGAGCUAUCGAAGGAUGGAGUCGAAAUGCAAUUCGCUACAAAUCACCUGGGCCAUUUCCUCUUUGUCAACCUCAUUGUGGCGAAGCUUAUUGCCGCUGCCACGGCUUCCUCACCCGGCGGCGUGCGGAUUAUCAACGUGUCGUCCUCAGGUGCCCAAUUCUCACCGGUGCGGUUUUCUGACAUCAACUUCACCAAAGCACAAGCGGACAUACCUGAGGGCGAGCGGGCAAACCUCGAGCUGAUGAAAGCCUACGGGAUGCCAGCAGAAGGCAUAUACAACCCGAUUACGGCGUACGGGCAGUCUAAAACGGCCAACGCCUUGUUUUCAUUUGAGCUCACCCGUCACUUGUUCGAUAAGUGUAAGAUCAAAUCAUUUACCUUGCACCCGGGCGGGAUUCUCACAGAUCUAUGGAGGUAUACAGACAAUGACCUUGUUCAACAAUUGGUGGCAGGCCAAGAAGUCGCAGGUGGGUUCAAGAGACUGAAACAAGGCUGUUCCACGACGCUUGUUGCUGCGCUUGACCCAAACUUGCCCGAAACUACAUCCGGCGGGGCCAAUUUAUUCUUGGAUGACUGCCAAUUUAUCGAGAUUACUCCUUGGGCAAAGGAUGCUGGAAGCGCAGAGCAAUUAUGGCAACUAAGUGAGAACUUGGUUGGGCAGAAAUUUACGAGUACGAGGGACAGUGAAGUGUAA